This is a messenger RNA of Malaya genurostris, 4524 nucleotides long. RefSeq lists its product as uncharacterized. The record is from RefSeq and is a predicted model, not a curated record. The transcript is spliced from 6 exons. NCBI's taxonomy places the organism in Eukaryota, Metazoa, Arthropoda, Insecta, Diptera, Culicidae. The coding region runs from base 368 to 3901 and encodes 1177 amino acids. Gene Ontology annotation, molecular function: protein binding.
CAGAAGGCUUCGUAAAACCUUCGCGUGUGGAUGUAUCAGAAACUUCUUGCAAGAAUAAUUUUUUUACGAGAAUAAAAUUCUCCAAAUUUAUUAAGGAAAAGCUUGGUGCAUAUCAUAUAAAAAAGGUCUGUUUACCCAACAAACAUCAACAGCGCAUUCUUGGUUGUGAGUGCAAAUAGCGAGUUUUUCUGAGAAACUGACAAUAAUCAGUAUUUGGCAAGUAAAAAUUUUCACUAGCAUUAUAAAUUAGCGGCUGUCAUGAGCCGUGUACCGAAAAGCACGUCGCCCUUCGAGUUGUGACGGUACACGGUUUGCCACAAAACGAAAACAAUUCUAGUUUAGUGCUAUUGAAACGAGUGUAUACAACAUGUAUUCUCAGCUGCGGGAUAAUAUUUGGGACAGAAUUCGUUUGAAAAAUAAAGAAGCAAACCAUGCUCAUAACCGAGGAAGGAACUCUGCUGUUGGGGACUCUGUGGGCGAAUGGGACUUGAGCCAAAUUGAGUUACACGACGAGCGUCAGUCAGUACAGAAUAUUCCAACAAUUGAUUUAGGAGAUGACGAUGAACCGGAUGCUACGAGCUUUAGCAGAGAAAGAUCUUCUGUCCAAUGUGCAUCGUCGAGUGUUCACACUCCCCAGAUUCAUUCGAUUCCAAUAUCAAAGGAGUGUACAUCUCCUUCCAGCAGUGCAGCAGUCAAUGAAGACCGCCCGAUGGUGCGAAGACCAAUACAUGACUAUCGUGCUAUUUUCGGAGGGAUCCCUCUGGCUUUCCAGCAGCAGGAAGUAAACCCUGUCCCUGCUGGAAUCAUUUUUAAUCGAGUGUACAAUAAAAAGGUUACUCCGUCGAAGGAAAAUUAUUUCAGUGUUAUGGAUACACCUCCUUCUCCAGGCGAACUCUCUGCAGCAAGAAUAUUUGGUGGUAGACCUGUUGUAUCAGAGCCAAAAAUAGUAAUGACAUCAAAUCAUUAUGAAAAAAGAUUUAUCCGACGGUCUUUCGACAAGUCGGCUGCGGCAACACCAACCAGAAUAAAUCGUCGGGAGAAAAAUAAUGGACCCUACAAACUUCUGGGUAUUAUUGACCUAGAGCCGGAAACAGAUUCCGAAGAGAGUGUGGUUUCUCACACUCCUUCAGGGAAAAAUAAUUCAACAAGAGUAUCAGUAGCUAGUCAUCGCUCGAAUACAACGAGAAAUACGGCACUUCUGGGAAGUCCCACACUUACUCCAAAUUUAGGUAGUAGCAACGAGGAGGCAAAGAUGAAUAAACUAUACACCAUUGAAAUUGAAGAAGACGAGCGAGAAGAAAAUGAAGAUACUACAAUGGAAUUAUCGGAGGCAGAAGAUGAAUCACAACUAAUGAAGGAGGAUGAAGCAGAUAAAUCUCUACCCGGUACAUCUAAAACAAACUGUACUGAUGAUUUUCCUGAAGAGCAUUGUACUCUAACUGAUUCUGAAACCAGCUCAGCUACGCAAGUCAAUCCUUCGUCUUUAGCGAAUUCGUUCUGGGAUGUUUCUAGUUCCGGGUGCAUGAAAAUAACUAGCGAUAAAGAUGAUUCUGUGCAAAAUUGCAAAAAACACACGGAAUUUGAUUUGCUGCUGGACCGGAUUAACAAACAGGUGCCUGCAAUGUCUCAACAGGAUCGCAUUGAACAUUGGCGUGUAACAAAAGAGGAUUUACUGUAUUCUAUUCCGACAGUAGCAGAAAUUGAGUCCAGCACAUCAGUGAAGCGUCACAUGGAUGAUCCCAUACAUAUUUCGAGUGGUGAAAGUAGUAGCGGUUCAGAAACCAGUGACAGUCCGAGCUUGUUGAAGCUCAAACAAAAUCAGAAAUCAAACUUUAAAAAACGUCGAACCAUCGAUAGUUCACUAACUGGCGAAGCAUCGUCUCCAUCGUUACACUUAAGUGAGACGUUGGAUUUUCGGAGGACUCAAAUUAAUCCCGAAAUCGAUAAAGCCUCAAGCCAAAUUCAAGUGCGUAGAAACUACUGUAAGUUUCCCACGCGCUUCAAUCGGCUAGCGGAGGAAGAUAGUGUCCCAGGAAACGGACCGUCUGAUCCUUACGCUAACUUCCUUAACAACGACACUGAAAAGGAAACUUUCACACAAUAUUUAUGCAGAAAUCCGGCAUAUCGUCCCGAUCUCUUGACCAAACUGCGUUGUCGUCCUGAAGUCGACGAUAACAAAGUAGCCGUCGUUUUGUUGUCACCAAUUAGUCUAUCGCAACCAACAACAGUUGAAUCUAAUGUGAAUUCUAUUCGAGCGCCACCAGAUCGUCCCAAAUCAGCUGAUCGUGUGUCACGCUACGACAAAAAUCGAUCAACUUCGGUUGGUAAAACUCUGCGCUACAAGGUGCGCAAGCCGCAAUUGAAGAAAAAGUCCAUCGUAGUUGUUCGUUCUAAUCUUCGCAGCAUACGUCGUUUAAUGAUGAAGAGCUCCCUCCGGAACGGAAAGGUUCGCAAAAAGUCUUCCUUCGUGAACCUACUGAAUAGUUCAAAACAGAAACGCCGUAAAGGGGUUUCUAUUCAAUCCAAGUCUGAAUCAAACUUGCAAGAGUUAGAAAAGCACCAAAACGACACCAAUCUCAGCGUACCAGAGGAAACGCAACAAAAGGAUGUUCCGGUCAGAAAUCAACUUUCGCAGUCCACUAGAGUGUCGGUGGAUAGUGCCGUGAGCAGUUCGACGUCCGCCGAACAUAAACAACAGGAAACACCAGCAUUGGAACCACCACCAUUGAAGGCACCAACCGAUAUUCGUACUAUGAAGAAUCCGCUCUCCCGAACAAACGGGGAAGUGCUCAUGGUUUUCUUCGAAGCCAACAAACUAAUUGUGAUUCAGCAAGAGCUGGUCAGCUUUUGGGAGUGUUCCAAACUGACUGCUCUGCUUGGGCUCAAACAGGAGUUGCAUCUGAUCGGCCAGAUCAAACGGUCACAGACCGAUUUUCAAAUCGAUUCAUUAAACUCACAGCGUUUGGGAUUCAACGAGAAUGCACCAUUCUAUAUGGAACCGCGAGCACGAAAUCUAGAUGAAGAUGAAUCCCGUGUGUGCCCUCUGGCAUCGGUUUACAUUAAUCACUACUUCAUGAGUACAAGUGAGGACGACAAAGAGGAACAUUGUGUUCGAAUGAAAUCCCUCCAACUGGACAGUGUGAGAAGUAAACUUCCUGAUCUACUAUUCGUAACGUUGCCACGUUCGCGGUAUUUUAUAAUCUGCUGGCAUGAGCAAAUGUCCGAAACAGAUUUCCGUACUGGACUGUGCAAGUACAGUUUGACUCCGGACUUAGAAACCCUAGCGAGCAUUAGAGAAUUUCCAACCAUAACGCAAAAAAUAAAUUCUCUCAAAUGUAUGGACAAUGAACAGUUGAUUGGAUUGGGGAGUUCUAUGGUGGUAAUUUGGAGCUAUGAGAAUGGAUACUUGUUGUUCACGGUUGAUUUAAAAGUGUGCAUACACCAACCGCUGGUUACUUUUGUCCACUCAGAAAACGAUGAAAAAGCAUUGUUCCUUGUCCAGUUAUGUCCAUCGUCUAGUGGCAACCCGAAACGGAAACUCAUUAAAGUCAUUGCCAUAAACAUGAGUAAGCGAUCAUGGCACCAGGUUUUGGGGUACGAGGUUCCCUUGGAAUCUACUAGCAUUCUGUGUGAAUCAACGCUUUCUGCCGACUCAACGGGUCUCCACUGUACAACUUUUCAGAACGGCGAAUUGCUGGCAAUUAGUCUGGAUGAUCUCACGACGUGUUUCACCAACCAUAAGCAACUGCAAAGUCCCGAAGAACGUAGGGUAACUCGCGAUAUUCUUGCCACGAGGGAAAAAAUUUUCAUCGGUUCAACCGAUGGCAGGCAGAUAGUGUUGGUUAGUGAUAAGUUCAUUAAGUUAAAAACGAUAGACGAGUACUCGUUGGUAAGCAGCUAAAAAGUGCAGAGUGCUCGAGUAGAUGCUGUGCAGCAGACUUCGAUGGCAAAUGAGUAGACGUAGUAAUUGUUUAUAACAGAAGUCAUAUAUUGUAUAACCUAGAUCCUUUGAACAGCUUAAAAUUACUAAAACAAACUCGACGUAGAAAGGUGGUGCGGUAAGAAAACCGCAUACUGGUUUUUGUAACCCUUGGUUAAGUUGGGAACUUUCCAGCAUAUAUUUUUAUAGUUUUUAGCUAUAAGUGAGUGUUUUUGAUUGUCAUUGAGAUAACGGUCAAAGGAAAAACGUAUUCUUUCGGUUAACCCGUUUCUCCGUUCAAUUUUAUGGUUUUUACGUUAUAGUCUUAUUCAGAUGCUAGGGCAGGCAUAGGAUUUCUAAAGAAGUGCAUAAUCGUUGGGCUCACGCUUGCAUUGACUGUAAUAGUAUAGAUGUUUUAUUUCACUAUUUCGAGGACGUGCAACAAAAGAGACGAAAUCUUUGAUUUCGCAUAUUUAUGUACAUUUGAUAACUAAAUAACUUAUUGUUUUUAAACGAAACCAGUAGUACAGAUUGGUUUUGGAGACGAUUGAGUACAUUGAGAUAAAAUAUAUGAAAUAUACCUGUAAAAUCUAUUUUUGAAUUAC